AAGGUUUUUUCUCUCCUGUUUUCCUGGUUUUCCUGGAAAGGUCCGUGGUGACGCAUUCAGAGCGUAUUAUAAAGAGGCAGGAGAUCCUCCGCCUUGACAACAGCUUUGGGGAGAGACACGCGCACACUGCACGCAACUAUGGAAACCGUAGAGAUUAUCCUCAUAAUGUUGGUGCUAUACAUCAGCACACUAUCAUUUGUUGACGCUCCAAAUGAGACCACUGGAAAGACAUUGUUGUGUAAGCGCUGCCUUCCAGAACACUGUCCACAGAAGCUCUGCAGAUGGUGUGAGGGGUUAAAUCAGGUCGACAUACAGAGCUGCAGGAGUACCAGUAACGGCAUGUGUGAGUGCAAAGAAGUCUCUUAUUUCAACACCUCUGACAGCUACAGGCCACAUACGGAGUGUCCAAGAGGAUACAGGAUCGAAGAAAAAGGGACUUCAGACAUGCUGUGUGACAAACUGUGUGAGCGUUGUCAAAAGGGACACUACGUAGAGGAACAACAAGGAUGCCUGCUCUGCAUUCAAAAAACAAAGUGCACAUCAGACGAGAAGCUUCUGUUUUGUGGCAACUACUAUUUGGAUGAUGUAAGUGUUGCCUGCAGCAGUAUCACACAUGAUGCAUGGGUUAAGUUCAUCAUCCAGCCCUUUAAAGAAACCUUCAAGAAUCACAACACACAGGAGUUACAGCACUUCAUUGGGAACUUAACAGGUUCAGUGGACGAUUGUUCAUCCAGUCAGGAUUUAUGUUUCCAGAAGCUGGAGCAGUGGUUUGACCUUCCAAGUUGAUGCAGAAGUUCAAUAUAAAGAAACUGGCCACCAGAAUCAAGCAGAGAAUUAAGAGGAUUCAAUAUACAGCACAUCAGUGCAAAAAUUAGUCACUGGCUAUCUUCACUGACCUACUUCUUCCUGAAAUACUUGAACACUUUCUUCCCUGUUUGUGUGUAUUAAAAACAACAACUUUGAACAGUUUUUUUAAGGCUCAUGGUAUAUUAAGUCUGUAGCCUAGUAAAACAGAGUUAAUGUAUUCAAUGAUAAAGACUUAAAAGCACUUUUGUACAUCACUCAGGAUAAGUCUGUUAAAUGCUGUAAAUGUAAAUGAUCCUUGUUUGUUUUGAUGUCCUGUGCCUGUUUACCCUUUUUAC
Molecule: messenger RNA, 1142 nt
Organism: Tachysurus fulvidraco (yellow catfish)
Lineage: Eukaryota; Metazoa; Chordata; Actinopteri; Siluriformes; Bagridae
Exons: 4
Coding region: 139-786 (215 amino acids)
Source: RefSeq, a predicted model, not a curated record